ACUAAGAGAGAGAGCGAUAGAUCCUUAGUUUCCUUUGACAGCAUGACUUUCUUAUGCAGCCUCUUGGGUUUGGGGCAUUUGGGAGGAUAUAGCUAUCGCUACCCUGUUGUAGCAAUCAACGUACCUUGUCAGAGUAGCAACAAUAGGAGGCAGCAGCCUUCCAAACGCAAGAGUGGAACCAACAAAAAGAAGCAGAACCCUAGCAAAGGCAAUAACGGGACUAAAAGUUCCUUCAAUAACUCUGGUUCUGGAAAGCAAGAUUUCGGAAAUGGGAAGUUCAACACUGGUGCAAAAAUUAGCGGGAAUCGCGUACCUACCAAAGCCAACAAUGGAACUAUAGGCUCCUUUAACAACUCUGGCUCUGGAAAGCAGGAUUUCGGAAAUGGCAGGUUCAACACUGGUGCUAGGAUUGGACGUUGAUUCUCUCCUUAUUAUAACUAAUUACUACCUAUGCAUGUCUGAACAUCUUUGCAGGGUUCAAACAAGCAUGCCUAUGGAGAAUAAUAACACAUAACUGCUUUAUUUUGUUUUCUUUAGUGUGUUGCUUAUGCACAAGUGUGAUAAUAAUUACUUAUCGGAGCUUUAGCUCUCUAGAGUGAUUCCUGGUAAAAUAAUUAAGUGUGCCAAUUAUGCUA
Messenger RNA from Vigna angularis (adzuki bean), 635 nucleotides. RefSeq lists its product as uncharacterized. The transcript has a single exon. The record is from RefSeq and is a predicted model, not a curated record. Bases 43 to 420 code for a protein of 125 amino acids. Lineage: Eukaryota; Viridiplantae; Streptophyta; Magnoliopsida; Fabales; Fabaceae.